AGUCCUUAACAACCACCCAGUUUGUGGCAGAGACAGGGAGAACAGAGACGGCAGUCUUUGACUCUUUCUGGGGCUAAAACCUGAGCCAUGGCAUCUGUAUCAUUUCGAGAGCCAGUAUCUUCCACAGUGGGAAAACGGAUGAUUGUUACAGGCCCAGAUUAUAUAAAGGAUCAUCUACCAAAAAUUCAUCAGCACACUUCCUAUAUAGGAGAAAAGCGCCCAGCAUUAGAAAAGACUGGAGAUCUCAGAUAUUUAUGGAGGCCUGCCUCAAACAGAUGCUUACCGGCAAAAUAUAAAUAUGAGUAUGUUGGUGAAAUUGGUUGGGGAAUACCAGAGUAUGAUUUUAUCAACCAAACAAGGCUUUGGACUGGCUUUCACAUCAAGUAUGGAGAACAAAGUCAAGCCACUAUUGAUAAAAUAGGACACAGAUACCAAAAUCCAUGGCAACCAAAACCUUAUAUUAUGGAUAUGCAAGGAAGAUUCAGUCGUGGUUCUAUUGCCUGGCAUAUGGGUGAUUAUGAGAACACCGAUCAAAGAAAUUCCAAAGCGGCUGUCCUUGUCAGGCAGAGCACGGCAGAAUUGCCAAGAGCUUCCAAACAAGCGAAGCUGCCAAAGCGACCAAGAAAGGAGAAAAGCAAAGUUCGGCCACUAAAUCAGCAUGAUGCAGCUUGCUAUUAGAAAGAAAAACUGCCUGCAAAUAUAGAACAAAAGUAAGG
This is a messenger RNA of Prionailurus viverrinus (fishing cat), 716 nucleotides long. RefSeq names its product chromosome B1 C4orf45 homolog (gene SPMIP2). The transcript has 5 exons. The coding region runs from base 88 to 678 and encodes 196 amino acids. The record is from RefSeq and is a predicted model, not a curated record. Lineage: Eukaryota; Metazoa; Chordata; Mammalia; Carnivora; Felidae.